Messenger RNA from Ilyonectria robusta, 1692 nucleotides. Its product is annotated as galactosyl transferase GMA12/MNN10 family-domain-containing protein. The record is from RefSeq and is a predicted model, not a curated record. Bases 335 to 1288 code for a protein of 317 amino acids. Gene Ontology annotation, biological process: protein N-linked glycosylation. Gene Ontology annotation, molecular function: alpha-1,6-mannosyltransferase activity. The transcript has 3 exons. Lineage: Eukaryota; Fungi; Ascomycota; Sordariomycetes; Hypocreales; Nectriaceae. Gene Ontology annotation, cellular component: Golgi membrane; mannan polymerase complex.
CGUGCUGGACCGAAAGGCCAUCUAUCAAGAUUGUGCGAACGAUGGCUCCUUGAUCCCUCCAACUCUUUGCUGGUUUCCGCUCGAAUUGUCGCUCUUUUCCUCACACCGACUCCGGCCUCCGACCUAGCCCGCCGAACCGAACCCCAGAGCGCUUCAAGGUCGCACAGAAACCAGAUCGUCUUCCCGCCAGGAGUCGGUGCUUUCGAUUCUCCUUGGUUGCGACUUGCGAUUCCAACGCCCUCACGACUUGAAAAUCGAUGAGGUGACCCCGUUACCGAACCCUAAGAAGACGCGCAGAUCUAGCACUGCCCUCGAGGCUGUCCGCUCAGGCAAAAUGCACUUCGCCUACCCUCCUCGCAAAGACUCGAACCCCCCACCAUUCCGACCUAGAACUUCGAAGGUGCCGCUGUUGCGACCGAGUCGCCUAAGAACUAUACUCUUGCUCCUGCUGACCAUUGUUGGGUUCUUGUGGCUUCUUUCCGGUCCGAGGAAGGAACCUCCAUAUCGCGAGCAUGUGCCCUCUGGGAACCCGCCCGUCGUCAUCUUGACCGUCGUGGACCCAACAAAGUACAGCGAUGAGUACCUGAAGACGAUAACAGACAAUCGAGAGCAGUACGCCGCGAAACAUGGCUACGUGACCAUGAUUGUAAAGCUAUUUGACUACCAAACCGACGGCGCCCCUCAAUCAUGGGCCAGAAUCUUUGCGAUGCGACACGCCCUUUCUUUAUACCCUGAGUCCAAAUUCAUCUGGUUCCUCGACCAAAAUGCCUACAUCAUGGAGUUGGACGUGUCCCUGGAGGACCAACUGACGGACACGACGAAGCUGGAGGGUUUGAUGAUCAGGGACCGGUCCAUCGUGCCGCCGGACAGCAUUAUCAAGACUUUUACUCAUCUGAAAGGAGAUGACGCUGCCUUUAUCAUCAGCCAGGACGAGGCCGGGCUUGUGAUAAACAGUUUUCUCAUCCGCAAUGGUGACUGGGCCAAGUUCUUUAUUGAGACAUGGAUGGACCCUCUCUACCGAAGCUACAAUUUCCAAAAGGCUGAGAGACACGCCUUGGAACACAUCGUACAAUGGCAUCCCACGAUCUUAUCAAAGCUCGCCCUCGUGCCCCAGCGCACCAUUGCCUCGUACGGCCGCAACAAGGAGGGCAACUCGUACCGAGACGGCGAUUUCGUGGCCCUUCUGAUAGACUGCCACCCAACCGGACCCAACAGCUGCGACAAACAAUCGCAAUCCUACCUGAAUCAACUGCGGACUAAGGCCGCCGCGGCGGAGCAGAAAUCCUAGACGACCCACGACGAGGCAUUAUGGAAGGCGGGAGUGAAAUUAUGGCGUUUGAGACUUGGAGCAUCUCCGGCAUGGAGGAAGCGAAUCUAUGUAAAUCUCUUGGCGUUAUCGGACUGUUCCAGGAUAUUGGAAAGCAUGAGGGCGAGAGACGGGACUUUUGGGGCAGAUGGUCUUCAGCGUUGCGUCUGGGGAAUCGGUGGUUCAGUGCCAUUUAAGACGAGGGCGACAGCAUUCAAAUUUCUCACGAGGGAAUUUUAUAUUGAAGAACAAAGUGCUCAACUAUUGACGUACUUAGCAUUUGAGGGACGUUUCGUUUUAUUUCAGGCUAGAUUAUGACAGUCAGCUCUGACUGGUGAGUUUGAAUGCAGAAAUGAGCCUGUUCAACUAGCGAGCAGGCGUCUUCA